Molecule: messenger RNA, 3438 nt
Organism: Xenia sp. Carnegie-2017
Lineage: Eukaryota; Metazoa; Cnidaria; Anthozoa; Malacalcyonacea; Xeniidae
Biological process (GO): protection from non-homologous end joining at telomere; double-strand break repair via nonhomologous end joining; interstrand cross-link repair
Molecular function (GO): damaged DNA binding; 5'-3' DNA exonuclease activity
Source: RefSeq, a predicted model, not a curated record
GUUUACUUGUUAAUAUGCGCGGUUCUGAAAGUGUUAGUUUUUGAAUUGUAGUUUGACUUAUCUAAAACAAUAAGAUGCCUCGGUCCUUGAUUCCAAACACUCCGAUCGCUGUAGAUUACUGGACUAAAAAAGAUUCACAUAAGAGGAUAUUAUUUCUAUCGCACAUGCACGCAGACUAUAUACAAGGUUUGAAUUCGUCUUGGUCGGAUCAAGUUAUUUACUGCUCGAACAUUACACGUACUCUUCUCAUCAGCCAUCAUAACAUAAAUCCAUCGCUUGUGGUUGCAUUGCCCGUCGGUGAGAGUGUGAUUCUACCUCUAGAUGCUCUAGAUCAAGAGAAAUUGACGGUGACUUUAAUCGACGCCAAUCACUGUCCAGGAGCUGUAAUGUUUCUAUCAGGGUACUUCGGGAACAUCUUGUACACCGGGGAUUUUCGUUAUCACGAAAACAUGUUGGACAUGUACCCAUUUACCAACAACUUCGUUAUCAAUAAAUUAUUUUUGGAUAAUACUUAUUGCGAUCCGAGAUGCGAGUUUUUAAAUAAAUAUGAGGCGAAAGACAAAAUACUCAAAAUCAUCUAUGAGCAUUCGGAUAGAGAUGUUGUCAUAGGUUUGGAUUUUUUGGGUAAAGAAGACUUAUUGUGCGAAAUUGCGAGAGAACUAAACGUUCCUAUACAUGUCGACCAUGCUCGUUAUAAAACGAGUCAAAUACUUGGAUGCAGUGAAUACUUUACCACGGAGAGAAAAGACACGUUUAUUAGUGUGGAAAAGAAGAAAAAGGUUUCUCUUACAACGAUAAAACACAAAAAUAAAUACUUUGUACCUACCAUCGGUAUCUUAAUUACUGGUUUGUACGCCGGAAUGAAGGAAGAGCUCUCCAAAAAUGGUAUGUUUUACGUCGUCCCGUAUUCUGACCACAGUUCUUUCUCAGAGUUGAAGAAAUUUGUUUCAAGAAUUCGACCGCAGUGUAUCGUUCCUUGUGUCAACCGAAUUGUGGAGAGCAAGAGCUACGAGGAUCAUGACCGAAUGGACAUGAGCGUUUUCGAGUCUUACAUAGAUAAUGAGACAAAGAAGCAUGUCUUCGACAUCCCACCGACCGUCCAGGAUUUCAUGUUGAAUGGUAUAGACGUUCAGCAAUUUAAUAUUAGAAAACGGAAGUCUACGACUAGUUUUUUCAACGGUGUGGUGAAAAAACCCUGUGGCAUAAAUUUUCCUCCGCUGCUUGAAAACGUGAACAACGGCGACGAACGGAUAUCUGGUAAAGAAAAAGAUAUAAGGAUUGAAUUACGUGAGGAUACUGAUUCUGACAAAACCGCUCUCUUUGACAAAUGUACGAGUUCGAAAAGAGAUUUGAAACAACAGCAUGAAUCUGUUUGUUUGCCAAACCAAUUAAUAUCAACCCCGUUGAAGUGUAUUGAAUCAGUUGAACGUGGCGAUAAUUUAGGUUCUGACGAUGUUGAUGUUUCUACUACGCUUCCGACACAGUCUAACGAUAAUAAUGUCGCUACGACGCUUCCUGGAAUGGCAAAACUGAACGAAUUCACUCCAUUUGUGAAGAAAGAGAAAGAUUUAGACAAAAGCACAAGAAAAAUUAGGUGUGGUGGUGGUAAUUGUGGAACAAAUCAGAGGUGCUUACCAGCUCUUAAAGCACUAAAUAUUGAAUAUUUCAGCGAUGGUGAAGAAUCGUCUAACGAAAAUCUUCAGACAUCUAGUUCAAACACGACUGCUAAUCAACCCCUUGAGAAAAGCGAGAAUGGUUUUCAAAAAACAGGCGAUUCUAUAUUACUUCAAUCUAAUGAAACUGCACAUGAAAAACUACGAUCAACAUUGUCUGACAAUUGCCCAAAUAUAAAUACAACUGAUCGUUUAUCGGAUGUUGAUUCGAUAAAAAUCUCUUGUAGUAUAGAAAUGAAUAAUUUUCAAAAUGUGAACUCGUCUGUUAGCGAUCAUGCCGAGAUAUCAUUUCUUUUUCACAAUUCAUUGGGUUCACCCGCUUUAGAAAAUAUCAGGGCUGCCAGCACGUCCGAAACAUUAUCGCAUUACAUAGAGCAUUGUAACCAAAUGGUUGAUGGUAAGCCGCUGACAAAAUUCUGUUUAGUACCGUUCAGGUUGAAAGUCGCAGCCAAUUCAAAAUGUUACGAAGAAUGCAGAGAGCUUUUCCCUGUUCAACGUUUAUUUUUAAGUAAAAGCACCCUCGAUGCGCAAACCCAGACAGAGACUGGUGUAAGAUCAUCUGUUGCAAUAGUAGCGGAAACCUGUUCUGACAAGAAUUUAGGGCAGCAAGAUAACAAAACAGAAGGCGUAAUCAACACAUGUUCACAUGCCGAGAACUUGGAUGCACUUUCUGAGGAGUUUCUUGGAGAAAUGCAUUUACGAAAUUCUAAAUAUGCCAAAAGCUCUUUUCCUGUGAAUAAAGCUACUUGUUCUAAAGAGUUAACUGGUGAAUCCAGUGUGCCAGAUGCCGAAUGUACAAUCGACAGAAGUGCGGAGGAAUACUUAUUAAACGAAGCCUUUAGUCAGGACCUUCGUGAAUUAAUAGAGCUUGCAGGACUUAGCAACAGGAAAAUGUAUUGCGGUUGCGAAUCUGAGUCUGACCUUGUGCAUUGCACAAAAGAAGAACGGAAAAAUAUUAGCAUCGAUUCAUCUCUUUCGAAGAGUAAUGUAAACCAACGUAAUAAACCAAGUACCAGCGCGGAAUCAUCAAGUGUGAUGCAAAAUGAGUUACGCUUGGUGCAAACAGAACAAAACUCUUUAAAAACUGCGCAUCGUGAUCGGCUACAGACAAACAAAAGUGUUUCAAUGAACAAACCUUUCCCAGAAGAUCUAAUUCAACGGUUGACCGAGCGUUUUAGGAUGACUUUACGGAAUGCGUCAAGGUCGUCAGCUCAAAAAUCCCAAGUGACAUAUAAAGUGACUGGGAAUUCUCAGUUUUCAGGCAAAGCCAGUAUCUCCUCCGGGUCAAGUGAUAAAAUGCUUCCAGCUUUUUCCAUAGAAAACGUUUUUACCAAGCAGAAGGAAGGAGAAUUACGUGUUGUAUAUCAUGGUGACGUAUCACGUGCUAAAUCAGCUCUUGCCAAGUGGCAAAGUCAACGAUGAAACUUUCUUGCGUCUGAAUUCUCUGAAGCUUUCAAUUUAUUUUUUUAGCAAUUUCAGACAGUGUUAUGACGACGGUAUUGACAUAGCAGUUCACAAGUCUUUAAUUCAAAAAAUUUUUCGUAAUUGAAAAACAGCAUUUUACGCUAAACAGAAGGUGACGUCAUUUAUUUCAAUAACCCUUUUACAAUAGGUAAAAUCCUCUCAAAUUUGUUUCGGGUACGUUUAAACGCCAACCUUGAGUUAGCAGAAUUUUGUGUAAAGUUUCUUCGCGAAAACGAAUUUGAUGCAGUAAUUUAUAGAGUGAACCGUAAUAAGAUGGUUGCCAUGGUAUCUUUUGUCAUAA